GCGGCGCAGCUCGGGGCGACCGGAACCCGCUGCGCUUUAACGAGCGCGCCCUGCGCGCCGUGUCCCUGCCGCCGCGCCGUAGCGGCCGUCGCUGAUUGGCCGCCUGCGCGGGGCCGGGCGCGCGUAGCGGCGGCUUACCAAGAAAAACCAAGAUGAGUCUACGAAAACAGACUCCUAGUGACUUCCUGAAACAGAUCAUUGGAAGGCCAGUUGUUGUAAAAUUGAAUUCCGGUGUCGAUUACCGAGGUGUCCUGGCUUGCCUGGAUGGGUAUAUGAACAUAGCUCUGGAACAGACAGAAGAAUAUGUAAAUGGACAAUUAAAGAACAAGUAUGGGGAUGCGUUUAUCCGAGGAAAUAAUGUAUUGUACAUAAGCACACAGAAAAGAAGGAUGUGAAGAUGCCAGAAGGAGGCUCUUCUGUAUUUGUGACUCUCUCCAAAUGGAUGAAACCUAUUUCAUUUGUAGUUUAUCAUUCACAGGUGACAUAUUCAAGUGCUUAUUUUUUUUAAAAUAAAUGUAAAACAAUGUAAGCUUCCUGAAUAUUUUUGUUUGAAAAUAUUGUUUUGUUCUGCUGCACAGAAAUAAAAAUGAAGCAUGCAAGAAUGUCACAAGACUAAUUCAAAGCACCAGCUCGUUUGGUUACACUAACAGUCACAGCAAAACUAAUCGGUAGGUAAGCAGGUGUAGAAGAACUGCAUGUUGCAGCUGUGUAGUCAUGGCAAAAGAGGGGUUUAAGUAAUGCUGGGAAGGGAGAAGCAUUUGGUGACAGUGACCUGGCCCUGUCAGAAAACACAGUUAGUUUCAAAUACCAAACUGCAGUAAGAGUCACUGGGUAGAAAAGUCAGCUGCUGCCUGUUAAAUUACCCAAAACGUCUUGAACGGUGGGACUGCAAUGAAGGGAUGGAACAGUGACACUUCAACAGUGAGGGGUGGGGAAUGAAAUGGAAGAAAAGCCCUGAGGGGCAGCACUGCCCCGCUGUGGAAGUCAGUCACCAGUGAAAAGCUCUCUGCUGGUGCCCCAGCACAACCUGCAGCCGCAUCAGCUCCUAUCUCAGUUCCCCACCCCUGCUUGCAGUACCUUUGUUUCUACAUUGCUUUACCACACACAAAGGAUUUCUUCAAUAAAAAACCAUUUUAACUCAUAUCUAAAGCUACUCUUUAAAACAGAGCGAAGUCCAAAAGCUUUAAUAAACGUGUAUCCUCCUCAAACUGCUCACUCCUGUUCCCCUAUCUGCUUACCCCCAGCCUGGUACCAUCCGUAUUUGUUCCUUUUUAGCCAGAAAAGUGAAAAAAAAAAAAUGUUGAGUUCAAAGUGUGGGGGUUUGUGUGAGAGGAAGGGAAAUCUCUUGUAGGCAGUGAAGUUGGAACUUGUUUACAUUCUGCAGCAACGCUCCCAGUUAAUCAAAGAGCAGUGAGUAAAGCCAGCUCAGUUUUAGAUGGAUACUUGCAUCAGUUUAUAAAAUAGCUUCUCAUUUUAUUUGCAGUCAGCCAAGAAAUAAACCAUGACUGUUCAGGUAGUCUGACGUUACUGCACAUAACACACAGAUUUUUCAGGAUGUUUUCUUGUUCCUCAAGACAAGGAUAAAGUUUGUGAUAACGCUGUUCAGGUUUUUUUGUUUUUAAACGAGUUUUUUGAAGCUCUGCUUUAUUCUUUGAGCCAUCAAUAGUGCCUUGAAUAAAGGAAAUGAAAUGCUUCUAGUUGUGGGUGGAUAAACAAGACAGCACUUAUUCUCAAGUACCAGUAGCUCCAGUGCAAGUAGGGAACAGCAACUUUUCAAUUAUCCAUGGGAGAGAAUGUGGAUUGCUUUUUUUUUGGUGAAAAAUGAUUAGGGAAUAAUUCCAAAUUAUUUUGCAAUUAAUAGUUAACCUUUAACAUUAAACACUUCAGAAGCCACUAAAGAACACAUAAAUAGAGAUGUUACUUUAUAAUAUCCUUCAGUAAUUUAUCAUUCUUUGACAAGGGCUUGAAAAGGGUCCAGAAUGCAAGUACAAAUCACCAUCGUGCUCUUUUGUAAGGGACUUCUUAAAAAAGAAAGCUGUGGCUCCAAGUAAAGUGUGCAGUUUCUCAUUUACUUUGUCAUUUAGAUACAGCUGGCAGGUUACUGCGUUCUUCCAGUCAGGGACUUUUUUUUUUUUUAAUGUUUAUUUUUCAUUUCUCUUCCUCCUGCACCUACCCACCUGUAACAACAAAUUCAGCACAGCCUUUGCUUUGUCCUCGAGAGAUUGCAUUUCUAACUUUCUAACUGCAUCUCUGUUUCUACAAGGCUAGUUAUGGAACAACUUCCAGUUGGGAUCUGCUACUUCAAAAAUCAGAGCAUGGUCUAAUCACAUAUUAAACACGAACUUGGAAAAUAUUGUUUGGUUUAAAAUGCUGAGAUUUUUGUUAAUGUAUUCCAGAUCACGAGGUCACUAUUUGCUAUGCAAGGUAGGUAAGAAAAUUUGCAUUAAAGAAGAGCUGUUGCAAUCUGUAUUCAAGUUUCAAAAGUAACUAAAAUUACAUGUUUAAUUCCCACAAUCACUGACCUUCACGUACACUUUGUAAGACUUUUGCUCUUAAUGCAGACUUCAGCCCUCAUGUUCAAGUCAAUUCAACUUUUAAGCCUUACUUCA
Molecule: messenger RNA, 2609 nt
Organism: Lagopus muta (rock ptarmigan)
Lineage: Eukaryota; Metazoa; Chordata; Aves; Galliformes; Phasianidae
Gene: LSM6
Product: LSM6 homolog, U6 small nuclear RNA and mRNA degradation associated
Exons: 4
Coding region: 153-395 (80 amino acids)
Biological process (GO): mRNA splicing, via spliceosome; maturation of SSU-rRNA
Cellular component (GO): U4/U6 x U5 tri-snRNP complex; U6 snRNP; P-body
Molecular function (GO): RNA binding
Source: RefSeq, a predicted model, not a curated record